UCCCAACCCGUCGACCGAAACAGCGACGGUGGCGACAUCCUCUUCAUUUCCGCUGCGUGCAGACACGUACGUGCAAAACACAUGAGUUUUGCGAUCAACGGCUGAAAAUCAAGUUUACUUCUGUUGUGAUCGUGCUCAAACGUUGCUAGCGAUGGCCGGUACUCUGUAUACUUACCCGGAAAAUUUCCGUGCUUACAAGGCACUGAUUGCGGCCCAGUUCUCCGGAGCUAAGGUUACCGUCGCGUCGGAUUUCGUCUUCGGCCAGACCAACAAGAGCGAAGCCUUCCUGAAGAAGUUCCCACUCGGAAAGGUCCCUGCCUUCGAAACUGCCGAUGGUAAAUUCCUAACCGAAAGCAACGCCAUUGCAUACUACGUCGCGAAUGAGCAGCUCCGUGGCAAGACCGACCUCGAGAAGGCCGAAGUGCUGUCGUUCCUGUCUCUGGCCGACAAUGAGCUGCUGCCGGCCGUGCACGCCUGGGUCUUCCCCAUCAUCGGCAUCGUUCAGUUCCAGAAGAACAAUGUCGAGCGUGCCAAGCAGGACCUGAAGGCCGCAUUGGGAGCGCUGAAUGCGCGCCUGUUACAUCAGACCUUCCUGGUUGGCGAGCGUCUGACAUUGGCCGACAUCGUGGUUUUCACCACCCUGCUGAGUGCCUACGAGAACGUUCUGGAUCCAUCAUUCCGGGCUCCGUUCGGAAGCGUCACCCGUUGGUUCACAACGGUCCUGAACCAGCCGCAGGUCAAGGCCGUCGUCAAGGACUUCACUCUGUGCGCCAAGGUGGCCGAAUUCGAUGCCAAGAAAUUCGCCGAAUUCCAAGCCAAGACCGGAGGAGCCGUGCAGCAGAAGGAAAAGAAAGAAAAGAAGGAGCCAAAGCCGGCCCCUGCCAAGAAGGAGAAGGAAGUUGAGCCAGUUGAAGAGUUGGAUGCCGCCGAGUUGGCUCUGGCCGAGGAACCCAAGUCAAAGGAUCCGUUCGAUUCCCUGCCGAAGGGAACGUUCAACUUUGAUGACUUCAAGCGUUGCUACUCGAACGAAGAUGAAGCCAAGUCCGUUCCUUACUUCUGGGAGAAGUUCGACUCGGAAAACUACUCCAUCUGGUACGGUGAAUACAAAUACCCCGAGGAGCUGACCAAGGUGUUCAUGAGCUGCAACUUGAUCACCGGAAUGUUCCAGCGGCUGGACAAAAUGCGCAAGCAGGCGUUCGCUUCCGUGUGCCUCUUUGGUGAAGACAACAACAGCACAAUUUCCGGCGUUUGGGUCUGGCGCGGUCAGGAGCUGGCCUUCACUCUGUCGCCCGACUGGCAGGUGGAUUACGAAGUGUACGACUGGAAGAAACUGGAUGCCAGCUCGGACGAAACCAAGGAAUUGGUAAAGCAGUACUUCAGCUGGUCCGGUGCCGAUAGAGGUGGCCGCAAGUUUAACCAGGGAAAGAUCUUCAAGUAAGCUUGCUGGCGCCCGGACAUAACCGCUGCGUAUAGGAUUAAAUCAGGUUAAUUUAUCGAGCGAUCGGGUGGAAGUCAAACGAGUGACACCUUCAUUGCUGCCGUGUCAUUCGGCUUGAUGGUGAUGAUGAAGAAGAUGAGUUACUGCAUUCUCGUCUCUCUCUUUCUUUCUAUUUUAUGCUGAAUCGAACAGAAAAGCGCGAAAGUCAAAUAACCAUGCACUAAAUAAGAUCCGGAAAGACUUUGUUAAUAAAAUAAAACAAACACUCAGUAUGAUAACACAUUAAAGUUAA
Messenger RNA from Armigeres subalbatus, 1730 nucleotides. It is a transcript of the gene eEF1gamma, whose product is annotated as elongation factor 1-gamma. Gene Ontology annotation, cellular component: nucleus; cytoplasm. The transcript is spliced from 3 exons. The record is from RefSeq and is a predicted model, not a curated record. Gene Ontology annotation, molecular function: translation elongation factor activity. The coding region runs from base 152 to 1438 and encodes 428 amino acids. NCBI's taxonomy places the organism in Eukaryota, Metazoa, Arthropoda, Insecta, Diptera, Culicidae. Gene Ontology annotation, biological process: translational elongation.